GGGAUUUCCAUUAAAUUGCAUUGUUAAGAUUUACUGCUCAAAGAAAUAACUGGAUAAACUUAAUAAUCAGAAUGGAUAGAGAAGACCGUAGACGUUACUUUGUGGUGGGAUCUGUCAUCAUAGAAGUAGUCACACCAUUACUACAACAACGUAUACAGGAUGACCAAACAUUCCGUGCGUUUGGCACUUUACAAGACUACCUCAAUAACCGUCAGAUCAAACAUAUUCUAUUUCAUCUAAGACAUAAUAAUAUUUGGUGUUGUAGCGAUUCCAAUAACUGUGUACAUAGUGGAUCCCUUCCACUGAACUACAGGCAGUGGAGUAUCCUGUACAGUAAGACAGGGGGGCCAUGUCGCCACAACUGUCAUUGUAAAUACACAGCUAAUGCUGUUCAGCUUGUUGAUCCUGACAUCAGCUUGUCCUGUAUAAUCUUACUUAACUGUUGUAACCUUACAUCAAAAGAAUAUAACACAAUUCACAACUUACGACAGUUAAAAAAUAACUUUCUGAGUCACAACACUGAAGGUGCAAUUACAGCAGAUGAGUACAAAUCAGUAUGGACAGACCUGACAUCUUAUGUUCUACAGCUUGAUAAAACCAAGGAGGACAACUUAAAAAGGAUAAAGAGCAGACCACUGGAUGAAGCACUCUGUCAUAAAUAUAAUGCUAUACUACUAGAUAUUCACCAAAAACUUGAUGAGAUUGGUGCAUCAAUCCAAGGAGUUGAUGAAACCAUUCAAAGAAUUGACACCACCACCAAUGAAAUAGAUAGAAGAGUUCAGAGAAUAGACCAGACAGUCACUGGAACCAAUACAGCAGUAAUGGGACUACAGGCUACCAUGGAGGAAUUCUUAUAUAUUGCAAAGAGAGGAAUAACAUGUCAAUGUUCUACAGACAAGUGCCAACAACAAGUCAAAAAAUUCAAAGAGAGCAUACAACCCUACAAACUAGGACAGUCUAUUUUCACACUACAUCAUCAGACAGUCCUGACAUCGGUAGUUGGUGGUAGUUUUACAGAAGUAACAGAUAUAGUGAUGAUGGAUGAUGGUAGACUAGUGAUAUGUUUACCUCACCAGAGCAGACUACUGAUCUGUAAUACAGAUGGAUCACAGGUAGACAGUAUACAUGUACAGGGUUUACCAUGGUAUGUUACAGCAGUCAACAAAUCUACAGUAGCUGUUACACUGUGGGAUAGUGACUGUAUAGAGAUGUAUGAUAUAAACAAUAAACUCAAACUUAAAUCAAUAUCACCACCUGGAAUGUGGUGGUUUGAGAGUGGCAUUACAACUAUAAACAACAAGUUAGUUGUAGGUGGUGACAACAGACUACUGAUCGUAGAUCAUCAGACAGGAGAGAUGGUACAAACAAUACAGACUAAAUGUCAACCUUACAGGUUACAUGGUUCUGGUGACAGAAUAUUCUACAUCAACAACAACAAGCUGUACUGGUAUAGUUAUACUGAUGACAGACAUCAUACCCUAACAUUACCAUCACGACCCAGGAGUAUGACUACACUACAAGAUGGCAGUCUGUAUGUGAGGUGUAAGGAUGGAUCAGAACAACAUGUGUCAUCUGAUGGUAAACAGUAUAAACCAGUGAAGACACUUCAAUCCAGUCGAGAGUCUGGUGUGAUUCAUUAUAAUCUCAAACAAAGAAAACUGGUGAUCAUACAAAAUAAUCUUAUAAAAGUCUUCAAUGAACUGUAAUCAAAUAUAUCAAUAAUUUCAUUCUGAUAUUUGUAGUAUUUGUUAAACUAUAUGAUUAUUAUCAUUAUAUUGAUAUUGUUAAUUUUGUAACAUAUAUUUUUGGAAAGGGAAUGUGAUGUGGUGAUGUGUAGCUUGGUUCUGUUGAUAGGUUAUGUUUAUAUGAUGUCUUCAGUGACAUAGUAAUACUGAUGACAUGACACCUUGACAUUACCAAUGGACCAUCAACACAUGUAAAGCUGAUUACAUAACAAGAUGGCAGUAUGUAUGUUGUAUGUAGAAGAUCAAUCAGUUCUGAGGGAAAGUAAUAUGAGCAAGAAUGUGUCCAUAGUACAUGGAUGCUCAUUCACACUAUCUUUUUCUAUGUUUAGUGGACCCUAAUAUUGGGGUAAAAACUCUAAUUUGGCAUUAAACUUAGAAAGAUCAUAUCAUAGGAAACAUAUAGAAAGUCAACUUUUCAAUUACAUGUUUAUACAAUUCCAAUAAAAAUGCUUUUUCCUCAAGCCAUCUGUAAAAAAGGCAUAUUUUGGUAA
Molecule: messenger RNA, 2236 nt
Organism: Mytilus californianus (California mussel)
Lineage: Eukaryota; Metazoa; Mollusca; Bivalvia; Mytilida; Mytilidae
Exons: 5
Coding region: 72-1706 (544 amino acids)
Source: RefSeq, a predicted model, not a curated record